ACAUGCACUAUACUGUUCUAGCCGUGUUGGUCAGUUACCUGUCAUGGAGGGUCAUAUGCGAUCCCUCCGUUGUGUACAAAUUGAAAAAUAUCGAGUGCCUGACUGUGACCGGAUUCUCGGCAAACGCUUCGUGCCGUUUAAAGGCCGUUAACUGGAACAAAGCGGUGGCCCAAAUGGACGUUGAUCUCGUAAAGCCGUUGUAUAACAUAUCAGUUCAACUUCAGGUCUUUAAGAAAGACUACAGUAAUAAGUUCCAGCCGUUUCUUAUAAAUGUGGUCUUAAAUGUUUGCGAUUUACUAUCAAAACGAAGUUUUAUGCCAUACGGGUUAAUUAUUCUUAAAGUUGCUAAGCAAUUUUCGAAUUUUAAUCACAGCUGUCCUUAUGCUGGACAUUUAAUCGCACGCGACGCAUAUCUUCCCGAAUCAUUUUCUCCGAUCGUUCUACCAUUGGGCCUCUAUAAAAUGAACGUCACAAUAAUGGAAAACUACACAAGGCCGCCAAACGCACACGUCGGAGGUAUUGUGUGGUAUGUCCAAUGCAUGCAGCCAAUCCAGACAAAGAGAAAUCCGAAAUUACGAGCAUCCCGAUAUUGAACACUUAUCUAUAGUGUUGUUGUGAUUGAUGUCAUUUGUUCAUGUACAUGGGCAAAAAGAGUUUAAGUACAUUUUAUAUUUUCACGUUUUAUACUGGAAAUGUGUAUUAAUAAUUCAACA
Molecule: messenger RNA, 713 nt
Organism: Drosophila suzukii
Lineage: Eukaryota; Metazoa; Arthropoda; Insecta; Diptera; Drosophilidae
Source: RefSeq, a predicted model, not a curated record